AUGCAGUUGGAAAUACUUCCGAAUCAGGUAAUAGGGCUUCCCCGCAUUGGCCCUACCGCGCUAUCCCCAAUCGGUCAAGAAAAGUUCCUGGAGCUCGACCCUGUAUCUUCCUCCAACCCCACCCUCUCCAACCAAUUGAUAAUGGAGAAGCACGAUCUCGUGGAGUCGCCGCGCAAGCGCCAAAAGACCAGCGAUGCUAGCCCAGAGAAGAUGGUGGUUGCUGGUGACGGCGCCGCAGAUGUCCCGACCACUACCGCCGUGGUUUCGGACGCCCAAGGUGUCAAGGAAGUCGAGGUCGGAAUCACUGAGUUUGUGAGCUCUGACAAUGAAGGAUUUUCGGGUAUCUUGAAAAAGAGAUACACCGAUUUCAUGGUCAACGAGAUCACGACCGCCGGCGAAGUUGUUCACCUCCGCAACACGAACGCACCGGAUGCCGGUCCCAAACUCAAGCCUGUUCAGAAGGCCCCAGAGACGGGGGUCAAAGCUACGGACCCGACUGAGGAAACUCAGCCAACGGCCGAGCCAACGGCCGAGCCAACACCAGUCGAAUUCCAAGUGUCGGAUGAGGACCGCGCGCUUCUGAGCGAAUUCUUCGGCGCCGAGAAUGCCACCACAAUCAUUACUAUGCACAAGGAAGCUAUGGCUAAGCCCAAGGCCCGGCCCAGCGAGUUCGGCAAGGUCACAGUUGCUAUCUCUGACCGCGACCUGCGCACCAAGAUUCACCAGAAUAUUCGUCGCAUUUUCAACUCUGAGAUCGACUCGACCACAGACCAGGAUGGUAACAUGGCUAUUACCGCAGCGAACAACCGUUUCAAGCGUGCUCCGAACAAGGGAGGACGCGGCGGCGAUAGCGGAGCCCGCGGUCAGGGCCCCCGUAUCAACUGGGAAGAACUCGGAGGACCCUACUUGCAUUUCACAAUCUACAAGGAGAACAAGGACACCAUGGAAAUCAUCUCCUUUAUCGCUCGUUCAUUGAAGAUGAACCCCAAGUCUUUCCAAUUUGCCGGAACCAAGGAUCGCCGCGGCGUUACCGCGCAGCGUGCUUGCGCCACCCGUGUUCUUGCUGAGCGACUUGCCAAGUUGAACCCGACUCUUCGUAAUGCUACUCUUGGUGACUUCAAGUACAGCAAGCAGGGCUUGGACCUGGGAGAUCUGCUGGGCAACGAGUUCCAUAUCACUCUGCGCGAGUCUGAUAUUCCCGGUGUCAACUUGAGUGACCCCGAGAGCGCAGUCGCCAAGGCCACUGAAGUUGUUGGCACUUCUCUGAAGAACCUCCGCGAGCGCGGAUACUUCAACUACUAUGGUCUUCAGCGAUUCGGAACCUUCACUACUCGGACUGACACUAUCGGUCUCAAGAUUCUCCAGUCAGACUUCAAGGGUGCCUGCGACGACAUCCUGUCUUAUAGCCCUCACGUUCUCGAGGCAGCAAAUCAAGGCGAUGCCUCUACCAUGAACAUUAGUAAUGAUGACAAGGCUCGCGCUAUGGCCAUCCAUAUGUUUGAGACCAAGAUUGCGACCGGGGCCAAAACCCUCACCAACGACAUCUUGUCGAGACUUCCGCGCAAGUUCUCUGCCGAAAGCAACAUCAUCCGCCACCUCCUUAACUCACGCAAUGAUUACUUGGGUGCCCUGCAAUCCAUUCCCCGCAACUUGCGGUUGAUGUACGUUCACGCAUACCAGUCCCUCGUCUGGAACUUUGCUGUCGGUGAGCGCUGGCGACUCUACAGCGAUAAAGUUGUAGAGGGUGAUCUUGUUAUUGUCCAAGAGCACCGUGACAAGGAGACCGAGGCCCCUGAGACCAAGGAAGAGACUGUUGAUGCAGACGGAGAGAUCAUCAUCGUGCCUCAAGGGGAAGACAGCGCCACCGCAGCGGAGGAUAUGUUCACCCGCGCCCGGGCUUUGACCGCCGAAGAGGCAGCCAGCGGCAAAUACACUCUGUUUGACCUGGUUCUCCCCCAGCCUGGAUACGAUAUUAUCUACCCGGCCAACCAAGUGAAGGACUUUUAUAAGAGCUUCAUGGGCAGUGAGCAGGGUGGUAAAUUGGAUCCUUUCGACAUGCGCCGCAAGUGGCGUGACGCGAGUCUGAGCGGCAGCUACCGCAAGAUCUUCAGCCGCAUGGGUGACGACUACUCCUUCGAUGUCAAGAUGUACUCCAAGGAUGAUCAGCAGUUUGUCCCCACUGACAUGGACAAGUUGAAGCAGCGGGAAGCCGAUAUCAACAUCGCCACAGAUGAGCAGCCCGAUAAGCUGGCUGUCAUUCUGAAGUUCCAGCUUGGAUCCAGUCAAUACGCCACCAUGGCUCUUCGCGAGUUGACCAAGGGCAAAAUGACUGCCUACAAGGCGGACUUCGGUGGUGGAAGAUAA
This is a messenger RNA of Penicillium antarcticum, 2364 nucleotides long. Its product is annotated as pseudouridine synthase PUS7. Gene Ontology annotation, biological process: pseudouridine synthesis. The coding region runs from base 1 to 2364 and encodes 787 amino acids. Gene Ontology annotation, cellular component: nucleus. The transcript has 2 exons. The record is from RefSeq and is a predicted model, not a curated record. Lineage: Eukaryota; Fungi; Ascomycota; Eurotiomycetes; Eurotiales; Aspergillaceae. Gene Ontology annotation, molecular function: RNA binding; pseudouridine synthase activity.